Colletotrichum phormii is the source of this 372-nucleotide messenger RNA. RefSeq lists its product as uncharacterized. The record is from RefSeq and is a predicted model, not a curated record. The transcript is spliced from 2 exons. Bases 1 to 372 code for a protein of 123 amino acids. NCBI's taxonomy places the organism in Eukaryota, Fungi, Ascomycota, Sordariomycetes, Glomerellales, Glomerellaceae.
AUGAAGCCCACUGCUUUCCUUGCCGUUUUGGCCAUUGCCGGCUCCGGUGUCAAUGCCGACUGUUUCGACAAUGGCAUGACGGCCAAUUAUGGCAAAUGGCUCAGCGAGAAGAUCUCAGCUGUCAAUUCGGACCGUCUUUCUCUUGUCUGCCUGGCCAUAACCGGUGCAGCUAAAGAGGCUUUCGUUGGCCAUGAAAGUCGAACAUUCUGCAUGCAAGAGAAGAGUGGCUUGAGGUGGGACUUUUCUAUCAAGAACUUGAACAGCGGCGGACGAGUUCUAGGACAAGCCGAGUGCAUGUCUGGGCUGUCGAAGGAGGCUUACAAUUGUUGGAGAGGAGGAAGAACUAAGUAUUGGAAUUGGGAAUACACGUAA